AUGGCGGCGCAGAACAACUUCAGGCAAGGAGCAAUGCCCAUCCUUCCAAGUUACCUGUACGAGAUUGGCAAGGCUCCAGCCACCACUCCUGGGAACGGCACCGGCUUAACAGUGAAUCCUCCCAUCAACCAGUCACUGAAUAGGAGAUCAGUGAUGUUGGGCUCCACAUCUGUACCUCCACACCAGACCCCAGCUCUCUCUAGUAAUCUCACCGUGGCCCAGAAUCCAGAGUCAAACUGCUACAACGCAGAUGCUCAUUUGGAUGAGGUCAACAUCAAAGUAGGACUUAUGUUGGCCUCCAAGUCCACCAUACAGCUCCUCAUUAACCCCUUCAUGGGGCCACUUACUGACAGGAUUGGAUAUCACAUCCCAAUGUGUGCUGGUUUCUGCAUAAUCGUCUUUUCGACUACCUUGUUUGCCUUUUCGUCUAGCUUCGCCUUGCUGCUGCUGGCCAGGUCAGUGCAAGGUGUGGGUGGAUCCUGCUUGUCUGUGGCAGGAAUGGGAAUGCUGGCUGACGGGUACAAAGACAGCAAGGAGAGGGGGCGUGCAAUGGGCACAUCAUUCACUGGAUUGGCUUUAGGGUUGAUUGCGGGGGCUCCAUUUGGCAGUUUGAUGUAUGAGUUUGUUGGAGAAAUGUCUCCCUUCCUGGUCCUGGCGGUCAUCGCCGUGUUGGCUGGAGGUUUACAUGCCGUUGUCUUUCAACCAUCGCGGGUUCAAACAGAGACGGGAAAAGGGACUCCGAUGCUGACUCUCCUGAAGGACCCGUAUAUUGUCAUUGCUGCUGGAGCCAUAUGUUUGACAACAAUGGUUGUUGCCACAAUAGAAACAACUCUUCCUGUCCGGAUGAUGAAGACCAUGUGUUCUAGCAAAUGGCAGCUAGGCACGGUCUUCCUGACAGACAGCAUCUCCUACCUCGUUGUCUCCAACAUCUUUGGUCACCUGUCACAAAAAUAUAGCAGAAGAUAUGCCCGUACUCAUGGAGUCCAUACCAUGACUUUUGAUAGCGAGGAGGAACUCUUGAAAAUAUCUCGUUGCCACGCCAAAGCCAAAUUGGUACUCCGCAUUGCAGUGGAUGACUCUGCAUCCAAGGUAAGGCUGAGCUUGAAGUUUGGCGCCAGACUGGAGUCCGUUGCUAAGCUGCUGGGACGUGCUGGAGAUCUGGGCUUGGAGGUCAUUGGGGUCAGCUUUCAUGUAGGCAGUGGGUGCACUGACAGUUUGGCGUUCAGGCGGGCCAUCGCAGACGCCCGACGUGUCUUUGACCUUGGGAACUUGUUGGGCCUCCAGAUGAGUCUGUUGGAUAUUGGCGGAGGAUUCUCUGGGAUAGAGGACUGUCUUGUCGAAUUUGAAGAGUUUUCAGAAGUCAUUAACGCCGCACUGGAUGAAUUCUUCCCACCUGACAGUGGAGUGCAGAUCAUUGCAGAACCAGGCCGCUACUUCGUGGAUUCAGCCUUCACACUUGCAGCAAACGUCAUCGGCAAAAAAGUAAUCGCAGAUGAUUUGGACGAACAUAGCGAUGGUGAGCACAACAGCCCCGACAGACUAAUGAUGUACUACCUUAAUGAUGGAGUAUAUGGUUCCAUGAGAUGCAUUACCAAUGAUGCUGCCCACAACCGGUUGGAACCAUACCUUCACAGGGUUGUUGAGAGCAGCGAGCAGAGAUUCCGGUCUGUUCUCUGGGGUCCAACCUGCGACAGCGCCGACAAAGUAACCGACAGCUGCUGGUUCCCUGAGUUGGAUGUGGGGGACUGGCUCCUCGUCGACAACAUGGGGGCUUAUUCUGUUAUUUGGUGCACAGACUUCAACGGCUUUGAAAGAGCUCACAUUUACCCUGUUGUGACAGCUGAGACAUGGCACACCUUAAACCUUUCCCACACACUCAACAUUCGACAGUGA
Pseudoliparis swirei is the source of this 1893-nucleotide messenger RNA. Its product is annotated as ornithine decarboxylase-like. Gene Ontology annotation, molecular function: ornithine decarboxylase activity; transmembrane transporter activity. Lineage: Eukaryota; Metazoa; Chordata; Actinopteri; Perciformes; Liparidae. The coding region runs from base 1 to 1893 and encodes 630 amino acids. Gene Ontology annotation, biological process: transmembrane transport. The record is from RefSeq and is a predicted model, not a curated record. Gene Ontology annotation, cellular component: cytoplasm. The transcript is spliced from 16 exons.